GUUAGCCUGUCAGCCAUAGGUAGUAGAGUUCGUACUGAAUGGAGACAGAAACAGCGUGAGAAAAGUAAAGUGAGCAUUAUUCUCACUUGUUGAGAGAUGUGAGCUGUGUCCUCAACUGUCAGGUUUGUAAAGAGUGCAGUUAGCUCGAAGCUAACCCCGCCGUGUUUGUUGUUUACCCGUCCGCCGGGGCUGUUUUUCCUGAAGUGCCUGGAGAUGCUGAGACCAAAAUAUUUGAAAAGUUGCUGGCAGCUGCUGAAAUCGAGCUGCGAAGGAGCAGCUAAGCUAGCAGAUAUCUCGCCUUCCAUCUCAAGAAACUAUAGCCAUGGCCCCAGCUCGUUUGGACUCCUCUUCGACAUAGAUGGGGUGCUGGUCCGGGGUAGGACGCCAAUCCCCGCUGCCAAGCAGUGCUUCAAGAACCUGGUGGACCAGAAUGGAAGAUACAAGAUGCCUGUGGUGUUUGUCACAAACGCUGGAAACUGCAUGAGGCAGACCAAAGCUGAGCAUCUGUCUCAGCUGCUGGAGGUGGAGGUGUCUCCGGACCAGGUGAUGCUGUCUCACAGUCCCCUGAGAAUGUUUACCCAGUUUCACAAAAUGUGUGUGCUGGUCUCAGGACAGGGUCCUGUCGAGGAGGUCGCUUACAACCUGGGUUUCGAGGAUGUGGUCACUAUAGAUAUGCUCAGAGAGGCAUACCCCGUGUUGGAUGUUGUAGAUCACAACAGAAGACCCAAAGAUGGCAUUCCACCCACUAAAGGCUUACGGCCAAUAGAUGCUGUUGUCUUAUUUGGUGAGCCAAUCAGAUGGGAGACCAACCUCCAGCUCAUCACUGAUGUACUCCUAACCAAUGGAAACCUUGGUAGAACCUGGACUUCAACACAAUAUCCUCACAUCCCGGUCCUGGCUUGUAACAUGGACCUGCUGUGGAUGGCAGAGGCAAAGAAUCCAAGGUUUGGUCAUGGUAUGUUCCUGGUCUGCUUAGAGAAUUUAUACAAGAAGGUCACAGGCUAUGACCUGAAGUAUGAGGCUCUGAUCGGCAAACCAAGUGUGGUGACUUAUAACUACGCUGAGCUGCUGAUUAGACAGCAGGCGGAGAAUCUUGGUUGGACCACACCUGUGAAGAGACUGUAUGCCAUAGGUGAUAACCCCAUGGCUGACGUUUACGGUGCCAACCUCUACGAUCGCUUCCUUCAGACCUCUCGUCAUACCAAAGCCAAAAUGCAGGUCAAGAGUGGCGUACAAGCUGUGGAUCACAUGGAGAAAGCUAAGAUGACGUCAUCAGAACUAGGUGGAGCAGCAGGUGUGUAUGGGUCAAAGGAGGACCUUCCUGAGGGGUGCAGCUCCAUCCUUGUGUGCACAGGCGUGUACAGCAGAGAGCAGCAGGAGCUGCCGUCCGACCCGACGCAAACCGUCACAGAGCAACACAUCUUCCACGGCCACAGGGACUUUCGCUUUGACCCGACCCUCAUGCAGCCGUCAUUCGUGGUGCAUGAUGUAAAAGAGGCGGUGGAGACGGUGUUCCAGCUGGAAGGCUGGCCUCUGGUGUAAAACCAACAGCUUCUUAAACCUUAAGUCUACUUAAAAGGCUUUUAAUUUAAUCGCAACAGAAAGUAACCAAGGUUUUAUGGGUGCUUUUUGUAAUCAUCAAAGGACAGGGUGUGGUUGUUACUGUGUGAUAGAGCGAAAAGCAGAACUGUGAAAUUACAGCGCUGAAGAUAUGAAAGUUACAAAUCACAUCGGUCAUGCAUGGUACUGUGCCAGACUGUUAACGUUUUA
Nematolebias whitei (Rio pearlfish) is the source of this 1770-nucleotide messenger RNA. RefSeq names its product haloacid dehalogenase like hydrolase domain containing 5 (gene hdhd5). The transcript has 8 exons. The record is from RefSeq and is a predicted model, not a curated record. Gene Ontology annotation, biological process: glycerophospholipid biosynthetic process. Bases 214 to 1542 code for a protein of 442 amino acids. Lineage: Eukaryota; Metazoa; Chordata; Actinopteri; Cyprinodontiformes; Rivulidae. Gene Ontology annotation, cellular component: mitochondrion.